CCGGUGUCAUGCACGGCCGAAUGAGGCUCCGCGCCUCGUACGGGCAGCUGCUGGCGACAUCCGGACAGCAGGAGUGACUCCGGCACGCGUGGGUGGCCGUCGCCUGACCGACGAUGAGGAGGCGUUGCUUGCGCAUCGAGGCUGAGCUCCGCAAGAGAUGCCCCAAAGAGGAUUGUGAGUCCAUCGAUCAUCAAUUACCCUCCAAGCUGAGCAAAGUGGCUCGGACCGAAGCUUGGCGAGGGCGCGAAGGACGAGCUGUCCUCUUGACGGCUCCUUCCUGGCGACGAGUUGUGGUUCUAUUGCUCGGAUGUUCAUACGCGACGCACCCUCGGAAAUGCCCACGCCACAUCUUCGUGAGCAUCCCAGGCCAGGGGACUCAACAAGACUCCAGUAUGCUGCGACUCCCGCCGUCAAAAUAUUCCAAUCACCGCAUUCGCAGUCAAGAGGUCUGUUUGCACCUCGGGCAGAAGUUCAGCACCAAGCGACGAGGGCAUGCAAAUCCACGUACUUGGAGCGUCCGAAAAUCCGGGUUCCUGAGUACCUUGGCGCCGUAGCAGGCUAUUUGGGUGGACAUCAUUUACCUCUGCCUGACUGGCAGUUCCGGUCAAGAGACGGGCCUUCCCAGCAUGUGAAAAGGCUCCACAGCGACGGGAGUCAACGACGUUGUAUACGCAAAAUGCAGAUCCCCGCCGUCAGGUGAAUGCGGGCCCGGAUGCUUCGCCAGCG
Schizophyllum commune H4-8 is the source of this 726-nucleotide messenger RNA. RefSeq lists its product as uncharacterized. The record is from RefSeq and is a predicted model, not a curated record. The transcript has a single exon. NCBI's taxonomy places the organism in Eukaryota, Fungi, Basidiomycota, Agaricomycetes, Agaricales, Schizophyllaceae. Bases 114 to 554 code for a protein of 146 amino acids.